Messenger RNA from Rhinocladiella mackenziei CBS 650.93, 2415 nucleotides. RefSeq lists its product as uncharacterized. The record is from RefSeq and is a predicted model, not a curated record. Lineage: Eukaryota; Fungi; Ascomycota; Eurotiomycetes; Chaetothyriales; Herpotrichiellaceae. Gene Ontology annotation, cellular component: nucleus. Gene Ontology annotation, molecular function: nucleic acid binding; RNA helicase activity; ATP binding. The transcript has a single exon. The coding region runs from base 1 to 2415 and encodes 804 amino acids.
AUGUCUCACUUCUAUGCUCGUUAUGUGCCUCCCUCCAAGAGUGUACUGGCGGCGAACGCGUCUUCAAUCCCCGAAAAGUGCAGACGAGAUGAAAGUACGGCAAGUCAUGAGAAGGGAAGAAAGAGAUUGAAGCUGUCAGACAAGCCCGAUCAGGGUGCCAGUACCAUCCCAAAGCUGCCUUCUGGGGGUCCAGACACCCCUGCGAAAGCGAACGUCAAUGAUGUCGGGAAGGGCGUCCUCGACGGAUACCGAGUCACAGAAGCUGCAAGGAACGCAAAUUCUUCGGUCGAUAUAAAAUCUUCUAAGGCUCUUGAGCAUCAAGAUGGGGCCGCCCAGAAGAAUACUGGUGAAUCAAAGAGCCGGAAACGCAACAAGUCGGAACCUGUUCCAAAUGACAUCGACGGGGAAACUAGCGAUGGCACAUAUGAUAAGAGACGCGCGAGUGUUCUGUCGAGAUUCGAGAAAGCUCGGGUCAGAGAGCAGGAUCCCAUUCAAGAAUCUGACGCCACGGCUGAUCAACCGCCGCCUCCUGAGCUGCAUGGUCUGGAACCUAUCCCGCAACCUGAGCCGGCGGAAACAUUUCAAGAGAAGCCCACAUAUUCUGUCCUUCCGUACUGGCAGGAAACUCCCUUAAAUGUUCAGCCAGGAUCUACGUCAACCUUUGAAUCGAUCGGAGUCUCGGGGACCUUGCUGGCUAACUUGAAGAAAAUCGGCCUGGAACGCGCAUUUCCUGUACAAGCGACUGUUCUACCCUUACUCUUCGACGGGCCUGCCAAACAUGACGGCGAUCUCUGUGUGUCUGCCGCGACUGGUUCGGGUAAAACUUUGACGUACAUCUUGCCCAUGAUCGCUGAUUUGAUGAAGCUUGCGGGCACGAAGUUGAGGGCUGUUAUUGUCGUUCCGACUCGAGAGCUUGUCAAACAAGUGCGUGAAUUAUGCGAGAUUUGUGCCUCUGGAACCCAUCUGAAGAUUGCUACGGCCGUCGGCAGCAAGUCUCUCAAAGAUGAGCAAGAGAUGCUCGUUGAAGAGGGCAAGGUUUAUGACCUGGAACGGUAUCAAAAACAGCAGCGAGCCCAGGUCGACUGGUCCCGGUUUUCUUUGAGAAGCCUGGUGCAAAGGGCGAAGUCAGAAGAUCCUCUAAAGUCAGUGGGCUACGUUACUCGGUACAGGUCUAAAGCAGACAUUCUCAUCACCACCCCAGGCCGCCUAGUGGACCAUCUCCAAUCCACAUCUGGCUUCACUUUGGACGAUGUGAGAUGGCUGGCUGUGGACGAGGCUGACCGAUUGCUCAACGAGAGCUAUCAGGAGUGGAUUGAAGUUGUCAUACCGGCCCUGGAGUCGCGAGCUGCGACCAUGGAGAUGGAUGAACUUCUCAGAUUCAUGAAAAUGACUCCCCCUCGACGAAAACUUAUAAAAAUUUUGUUAUCCGCAACCAUGACUCGCGACGUGUCCAAGCUCAACGAGAUGGGACUCUAUAAUCCGAAAUUGGUCUUGUUAGGUAGUAGUGAUGUGAACGAGAGCACGACCGAGCUCGGCGUCAAAGCAUCGCCCGGGACGAUGGUGGAGCAUCGCCAACAGGAGGGCAGAGAUGCCUUCCAUUUACCUCCGUCAUUGGAGGAAACGGCGAUUCCGAUCCCGGAUGGUUCUGAAAAGCCACUGUAUUUGGUGGAAUUACUUCGACAGUAUAUCGGAUUGGCUACUGGGUCACAAUCGGGAGAGACUCUUGGUUCAUCGUCGAUUUGUGACUCCGGCUCCGACUCGGAGCUGUCAACAUCACCGGAAGAUGAUGAUAGCUCCAGUUCAGACGGCUCGUCGAGAUCCGGUAAAAUCCCGAAAGUUCAAGCUGGCUUCCUCGACCAGUCCGUGCGAAGCCGGCAAGCUAACGGGGCACGCCGCGCACUGGUUUUUGUGCGCUCAACCGCCGCGGCGACCCGACUCUCGAGAUUGUUGGUUCUUUUGUCUCCGGCAUUCGCAUCCCAAAUAUCGACACUAACGCGCAGCACCGUGUCAUCAGCCUCGUCUCGUCGUGCGCUCUCGGCCUUCCGCAACUCGAAGAUAUCCAUCUUGAUUGCUACGGACCGGGCGUCACGUGGCUUGGAUGUGCCUGGACUUGAGCAUGUCAUCUCGUAUGACGUUCCGAACAGCGCCUUGACAUAUGUUCAUCGUGUUGGUCGGACCGCGCGAGCCGGCAGAGCGGGUCAUGCAUGGACAAUCAUCGAGCAUAGAGAAGCCGCAUGGUUCUGGCGUGAAAUUGGUGGGAAAGGCAAGAAUGCACCUGGCACUGGGGGCAAUGACUUCUCAGUCCAACGGCAAGCGAAAAUAAAGCGGCUUAAUCUAAGCAUUGAGCGAGAUGCCCUCAAGACGAAAUACGGAAAGGCCCUGCAACAACUCGGAGAGGAAGCCCGAGGCAAGUAA